Striga asiatica is the source of this 752-nucleotide messenger RNA. The record is from the annotation of a GenBank genome assembly. NCBI's taxonomy places the organism in Eukaryota, Viridiplantae, Streptophyta, Magnoliopsida, Lamiales, Orobanchaceae.
AAUUCAGCACUACCAAAUAUACAAGAAAAACAAAUAUAUUAUAUUAUUAAUUAAAUAUUUAUCCUCAUACAUGCAUUCAUCAUCUUCCAAUUAAUUAUAUAUACAGACCAAUAAAUAAUUAAUGGGGCGAGUUGUGGCGGUGGUGAUGAUUGUGAUGUGGGUGAUGACGGCGGAGGGGCUGAGCUGCGGGCAGGUGGUGCGCAGCCUUGUGCCUUGCCGGGAUUACCUCAAGUCCGGCGGCAACGUGCCCGGAAAAUGCUGCGACGGGAUAAGGUCUUUGAACAACAUGACCAGAACGACAUCUGACCGGCAGCAGGCUUGCCGGUGCAUCAAAACCGCCGCCAAGGCUUACAAGGCCAAGCAAACGUAUGCGGCGGCCGUGCCCCGAAAGUGUGGUGUCAAACUCGGUUACGCGGUCAACUUCAAUAUUGACUGCAACAAGGUCCGUUGAGUUCGUCCAUUGAGGCCAAGACGUGAGGCAUUUUACUAUAUUUAUAUAAUAAAUUAAAGGGUGAUAUAUAUUAUGUGUAAUGAAUAUGAAUGUCCAGGAUUAUGAGCAGUAACCACUGGGUUACUCGUGUGUACUAGUACUACUAUUUGAGUGAUAUAAAUUUGCUUGUUUGAUUUGAAAAAAAAAAAAUGGAUUAUGAGCAGUCAUAGGCUACAGUUCUCUAGUACUAUGCCGCGGCUAUGUUAUGUAACCUAUUGAAUUUUAUAUAUAGGAAUUGAAAUAAUUGUGUUCCAAUUGGUUA